Messenger RNA from Doryrhamphus excisus (bluestripe pipefish), 3001 nucleotides. RefSeq names its product deltex 2, E3 ubiquitin ligase (gene dtx2). Gene Ontology annotation, biological process: Notch signaling pathway; protein ubiquitination. Gene Ontology annotation, molecular function: zinc ion binding. Lineage: Eukaryota; Metazoa; Chordata; Actinopteri; Syngnathiformes; Syngnathidae. The record is from RefSeq and is a predicted model, not a curated record.
AUAUAUGUACAUGGGUGUAAACAAAUCGAAGAAUUAAGUAGGUGAUAUUUUGCUUACAUUCAACAACAGCCUUUCCUGGUCAUCAUCAGUAACUGUCUGAUUGUUCAUGAAGGCAGCAGCAAAGGGUCGAAAAGCAUCCUGGCAACACUGCUGUCACAAAGCUAAUACUCCAAACGCUUAGCUUUGCUCUUCGCUUCGACAUUUUUGCCAAUAUGCGCUUGAAUACUCGUUUCAACAUCAUUCGGAGUUGUGUCUGGUGCAAUUGAGGGGAUUUUAAAGGGUUCAUCAUGGUGUUCUUUAACGAACCCAGCUAGCCUAGCCUAGCUUAGCCUAGCUAGCUCACUCUUUCUUCGUAGAGCGAAGCAAAUCCUAGUUGUUGUUAGCAUCAAGCUACGCUGACCGGGGCCCAUUAUGGCGAUUGUGUCUGGUUCCUGUGCCAGGGUAAACGGCUCCAGGAACGGGCCCUCGGUCUCCGCCGCGAACCCGUCCGGCUCCGUGAGUCAGUCCCAACCCAUGAUAGCUGUGUGGGAAUGGCAGGACGACCAGGGCCACUGGCGGCCUUACAGCGGCCAAGUGAGCGCCUACAUCGAACGGUGCCUGUCACCGCGAGGACACAGAGGCGGCGCGCCCGGCACCACAACCAUCUGCCUCGGACAAUCAGACCCCAGCCUGUCGCCUUAUCUCAUCGACGUGCCGAGUUUGAAACAGUUCAGGCAAGACACAGGAAAGACGCGAUCAGUCCGCCGCUCCCUGUUUGCCCAGUCCUCAGGCCUAGGCAGUGGCGUCUAUUGGGAAUGGGCUAAUGACGAAGGCGCAUGGACCCCGUACGAAACCCGCACCUCCAUCCUCCUGGAGCACAGCUACCAGGCCCGACAAGGCACGGCUGACUUGGGCCCGCACGGCUACAACUACAUUGUGGAUCUCACUUCGCUCACCCAAGUAAACAAAUCAUCAGGCUUCAGGCGGCAGGUGCGGCGGCAGUGCAACUUGCCCUACCCGCUGGCCUCCUUCGGACCCCCAGCCAUACCCUCGGGCCCCACGGCCGUCCCCUCAGCCAGUCUGGCUUGCUCCUGCCAACAGUGUCUGAGCCACAGCGGCACAGGGCCCAUGCCGAGCCGUACACGGCAUUCUUUCUCAUCGGGCAGCCUGAACCGGCCCAAUCUUCAGGGACCAGGCAGGGCAACGGCCGCUCACCCGACCUCGGUAUACUCACCCUACCCCCGCAGGCCCCUUUCUGUUGGGGGGAUGUCUUGGGGGACUCCCUGGCCUCCACCCCCAUCUGCUAGCCAGCUAGCCACACCCCUUCUAGGCAGCUCUUCCAGUCACAAUGGCUUAAGCGUUCCUUCCGUCCCAGUGCAGCUGAAUGGGUCCACUAGCGUCAGCUCAGCCCUCGCAGGCAUGGCCUCCAUAUUGAUGUCAGCAGUGGGACUUGGCGUGCACUUCGCCACUACCACCCCCCUCCCGCAGCCUCCUCCGCCACCACAGCCACCACUACCGCCACCGCAUCAGCAUCCACCGCUGCUACAACAGCAGCAUUCGCAGCAAUUCUCUCUCCCACCUCUUCCCGUCCCGUUCCCCCCCGCCAGCAGGCCCAGCAAGCCCCCCAGCAGCAGCAGCAGCAGCAGUUCAGUUAGGAGAGCCAAGAGACAGCACAGGAGAGCAAACAGCCAGAGAGCUGAAGAGGUGAUCCAGCGCUACAUGGAGGUGGUGCCCGGCGUGCCAGAUGAGGACUGCAUUAUCUGCAUGGAUCAGUUGUCCAAUCCAUCCGGCUACGAGACCCCAGCACCGGCCGAGGAGGGGGCCCAGAGCAUUCUGCCCGACGCUGUGGGCAAAUUCAUCAAGUGUGGACACACCCUGCAUAUGCUCUGCAUGCUGGCCAUGUACAACAAUGGCACCAAGGACGGCAGCCUACAGUGCCCGUCCUGUAAGACCAUCUAUGGCGAGAAGACGGGCACGCAGCCUUUAAAAGGCAAGAUGGAAAUUUACAGCAUCGCCCAGGCGCUGCCAGGACACCCAGACUGCGGUACCAUCCAGAUCAUCUACAGCAUCCCACCUGGAAUACAGGGUCCAGAGCAUCCCAACCCGGGGCAGCCAUUUACGUGUCGGGGAUUCCCUCGGUUCUGCUUCCUGCCAGACAGUGAUAAAGGCAGGAAGGUGCUGGAACUGCUGAAGGUUGCGUGGAUGCGGCGCCUCAUCUUCACGGUGGGGACGUCGAGCACGACUGGGGAGCCUGACACGGUAGUGUGGAACGGAAUCCACCACAAGACCGAGAUGAUGUCCAACCUGUCGGGCCAUGGCUUCCCAGACCCCAACUAUCUGGACAACGUUCUGUCUGAGCUGGCCUCUCAGGGCAUCACCGAGGACUGCCUGAAAGCCCCCGGCCCAGGCUGCAGCAGCUAGGCCAACACUUCCACUCCUGCGCCAUGAAAGGGGGCUUCAUGAAUGAAAAGGCUUUCUGUGACAAGAUGGCGCUGGAUACAUUCCUGCUUGUAUUCCAGGAGCAGCUAGUGCCAAUCAUCUAUUUGAUUUUUUUUUUUUUCCAUUUUUUGUCCAUCACAGGCUUCGUCCGCAUCCCCUGCCCUCUGACUCAGUCGCCAUGGCGACAGUACGGGGAUACAAAUCUCAUUAAGCACUUUAGUUGUGACAUCUACCUGCCGUGUUUUCCAGUAAAGGGCAGUCGACUUCAAUUGGUUAUGCAAUUAAAAAAAAAAAGCGUAGCAAAGCAACGUCUAAUGUUAAUGAGAAGCGGCAAUACUUGGUGUCAAGUCAUUGAAAUGUAGAAAAUGAAUAGUCAGGAAGAGAAAAGUACCCGCGUAUAGUCUAACCUGGAUGAGGAGGUUUCUCAUGAAGGCACAAGGUCAAACAUGCUGUGAUUUAAAGAAAAGUUCCAGCAAGUUCUACAUCGUGACAAUCAACCUCCUGUACUCACAUGAGUUCUUUCUCUGCUCUCUGUACCGCAGCACUAACACUGAGAAGCCUGCAAUAAAAGCAUUCAUGUCAA